This is a messenger RNA of Pyrus x bretschneideri (Chinese white pear), 1860 nucleotides long. Its product is annotated as GDP-L-galactose phosphorylase 2. The coding region runs from base 543 to 1649 and encodes 368 amino acids. Gene Ontology annotation, biological process: glucose metabolic process. Gene Ontology annotation, molecular function: GDP-D-glucose phosphorylase activity. The transcript is spliced from 7 exons. Gene Ontology annotation, cellular component: cytoplasm. NCBI's taxonomy places the organism in Eukaryota, Viridiplantae, Streptophyta, Magnoliopsida, Rosales, Rosaceae. The record is from RefSeq and is a predicted model, not a curated record.
AAUCCAAAAACAGUACGUAAUAUCUUGAACAUGAACCGCUGAGACCCAUUCGUCCAAAUAGCGGCCGGUAGAACUCUUCGGAAUUCUCUCUCGCAAAAUCAAAAGACGUGACGAGAUAGAAGGACAGAGAGAGAGAGAGAGAGAGAUAAAAUAUAUCAAAGGAAGAAACAGAGUUACGAUACAGAUUUUUCCGAUCGCAAUUCUCGAAAGUCUCGACAAUCUCGACCAAUUUCAAGACACGGAAUCGCUGGUCCGGCGAGGGCUGGCUUCGUAGAUGCAAUCACGGCUCUAAUCAAAGCAAUCAUUGGGAUUAAGAUUUCGAGAGGCAGCAGAGAAUGCAUGAGAGCCUUCCCUAAUUCGCUGCUUGCAUGCCCUUCGUUUCACGGCGGUCGCGGUGCCCUACCCUCGGCCGGUGGGCAUCCCUCCGAUCUCACCUUCCUCGCCGGCGGUGGUUGCUGCUGAAAACGACGACCGCCUGUGUUUCCCCUUCUGGGUUUUUCGUCAUUUUGCAGAAUACUUCGUUUUUGAUUAAUCAGUAGGAAAUGGUUACGGUUAAGCAGCUUCAAGAUGUUAACUUUUCAUCACAAUGCUCUCCAUUUUCUUUGCAAGGUAUAAAAAUCCCCUUGUACCGCUUCGGUAGCAAUUCGAUAUUGGAUGAUGGUUGUGCUGGACGCAUCUCGUGCGUUCUAGAAGGAGAAGAAGAAGAGAGUGUACUAGAUUCUAUUGUUCUUGCUCAGUGGGAAGAUCGAAUGUGGAAAGGUCUAUUCAGAUACGAUGUGACAGCAUCUGAAAUUAAGCUCGUUGGUGGCAGGAAGAAGUUCAUUGCUCAGUUUAACGAAGGAUGGAGUAGGGAUUUUAUGCCGAGGAUGGGCAAGAACACAAGUUUCUGCCAAGAAGAUUUGUUCAAGUUUAGUUGGAUGGAACGGCACGAGGAGUUACUCUUUUCUGUUGCAAGUGGUGAAAAGUCGAACGCUGAGCUUGUUCUUUCAGCUGCUGUGCCUGAUUGUGCCUUACUUAUUGCUAUCAAUGUGUCCCCCGUGGAAUAUGGUCAUGUCUUCUUGGUACCACAUGGCUCUAAAAUUAUUCACCAGUUCCUGGAUAAAAGAUCAUUGGAACUUGUACUGCACGUCGCUGUUGAAAUAAAUAAUUGCUCUUUUCGCCUAUUCUAUGGCUAUUCACCUAGUGCUCCUCAUAUGUAUUUCCAGGCCUGCUACCUUCAAAUCCCUUUACCUGUUGAGUUCAUGCGUUUUGAUACAAUUUUUGGUGCUGGGAAAGAGGGGAUGCGUAUCUCUUCUGUUGCAGAUUACCCCAUUAAGACCCUUGUAUUAGAGAGCAACCACUUGAAGACGAUGAUGGAGGUUCUUGCUGAGAUCUGUUCGUGCUUACAGGAAAAGCUCAUUCCAUAUAAUCUGCUGAUAUCUGACCAUGGCAAAAGGAUAUUCUUAUUUUUUCAGCUACAAUCAUCAACGAACUCUAUCCUUUCUGCUUGGGAGUGUGGGGGAUACUUCUUGUUUAAAUCAAGAUCUGAAUUUGAUCAAGCUACUGAGGCGGCUCUGCUAAAACAGCUAAGUACAGUCUCCCUUGACGACAAGGGUUUCCAAGCAGUGAAGCUGCUCUGUUGCAGCAUUGCGAGCAAGUUUACUUCUUGAAUUUGGGAGCUGUAAUGUGAUUUGGCGUACCAAUAGUCAUUACGAAAGAGUAUAGUUCUCUUCCCUGUAAACCGCUUACCUUGGUUACGAAAUAAAGAUAAAACAGACCCAAUGAAGUUAUAUUCGGAUGAAUGUGUGUGAAUCUGUAAUCUGGAUGAAAGUGUAUAUUCUUGUUAUUGAAGUAAAAUCAAUUGAUGGAGCCGAAAAAUAA